Podarcis muralis (Common wall lizard) is the source of this 2715-nucleotide messenger RNA. It is a transcript of the gene TSEN15, whose product is annotated as tRNA splicing endonuclease subunit 15. NCBI's taxonomy places the organism in Eukaryota, Metazoa, Chordata, Lepidosauria, Squamata, Lacertidae. The record is from RefSeq and is a predicted model, not a curated record. Gene Ontology annotation, biological process: tRNA splicing, via endonucleolytic cleavage and ligation. Gene Ontology annotation, molecular function: nucleic acid binding.
CGCGGAGCGAAGCCGCGUGGCGCGCGAGAGGCCAUGGCGGAAAGCGGCGCGGGGGGCGGCCCAAGGUCUUCCCCGGCGGGCGCCGCUUGCUCGGCUCAGUCCCGUCCGGAGGCGGCGGCGAGGACGCUCCGCGGGAGCCGGCGGGAGGAUCACCCUGCGCUCACAGGGAUGAUGUCGUUGGAUGUGGCUGAGAGCAGUUGUGUGCAUGCUGCUUUCUUAGUUUACUUAGACCUCUUAGAAGCUAGGAACUGGCAUGAGGUGUCCUACAUUGGCCUUGCGGAAUUCCAGCUUGUGUGUCUCUGUGGACGAGAGAGAGAAACGGAUGGUUUUCAAGUGGUGGUGCCAACUCCUGUCCACGUGUCAAUUAGCCAUGAGAGGUUGAGACAGAUCAUGAAGAGAUCAUAUACUCUGAGGGAUGAACCUGAUUCUCCGCUCUCUAUCACACUGGCCAUAGUUGAAUCAGACUCCACAAUAGUCUACUAUAAACUGACACAUGGUUUUGUAACCCCAGACCCUCCUGACGAUACUGAAUACAUGGAUGAUAAGCAGUGGAGGAAGAAAAGAAAGAGGUUUAUGAGACGAUAGGAAAAUAGACUACUGUGUUAGCUCUGGACUACAUCAAAUCUCUAAACCAAUCUGGAACUGUGUAUGUGAAUUAAAAGGUGCAAUUGGGAGCUGAACAUCUGCUUUGAAAAUCCUUAAUAAGGUCUGAGAAUUGUAAUAAAUGGGAACAUCAAAGGUGCCAUGGACCAAUUCAAGAAUCUGUCCUCUCCUCAUCAGAAAGUUCAAGCUAGUAGACUACUUGAAAAUACAUUUUUUUUGGUAACAAAACCAUUUUCCAGCCUUUGUUCCUGAUUCAGUCAUUGUCCCAAAGGCAUUAUCAUUGACUUUCUCUAGCAAAUUCCUUUGUGUGUGUCCCUAUUAAAGUAUUCACAGCACCUGCUAUAUUAAAUUGCUUGAUUGUAGGUCCCUUGCUGAGUGAAGCAAUCCUCCGCAAAGUUUGCUAUAGUUCAUGCUCAUAAGAAGGCGACGCACACUCCCGCCCACCCUUUGGGUUGAAAUGUGCUGCAGCUGGAAAAAGAUGACUUCACUGCUGACUAUUGCUACUGCCAAAACUUUGGAAGACAUGGUCCAGUCCAGUGAACUGAAGAUUUGGAACCAAGGAACUGGAAUACACCACUUCUCGGCUGCGUGAAUUCAAGCUUAGUGCGGUCUACUAGGCUACAACAAGAAGCCUUUCAGGAGUUGGCAAGUUACAAGAAAAACAGAACACACCUGGAGCUAAAUGUAGACAUCUGUAUUACCACAAUGCACCUUGGAACUUCCUAUGCCAUGUGAAGCAACAUGCACACAAUAUUCACAACAAGUGGAGACUUUGGACAUCCAAAACACUACAAAAGCAGAGAGAAAACAGUGGUCGUGACAAAUAUGGAUUCUUUUCAGGCUUUGAUUUGUGUACUUUUGUUGCAACUACCUAGAAAGCUUCAAGAUCUCUUAAUAUGUAAUAGUUAUGCUUGAAUGUGUUUUAUAUCACUAGUCUUCAAGCAAUGGUUCGGGACUUAAAGAUCAGGAAUGUACCCAUGUCUAAAGUGAAUCACUUUGACUUUGCUGUCACAUUUUAUUCUCUGUCUCCUUUUGGUUUAGUGUUUUAUUUCCCCCUUAAGAAAAUGAAGAAAAGAGGAGGAAGUAAGAAAGUAGAAAGAUGGGCAUGCUUACUGAAAGAAAAGAAAAAAGAGAAAUUUGGGUCCCAUGUUGCAAGGUGCGCCUUAUGGAGCGAAAAAUACGGUAUUUUCAUCAGGCUUCAGGAUGCUGGAAUAUUUUAAAGCUUCCCGUCCCCCAAGUCAGCUUUGAAUGUUGGAGUGGUUUCUUAACCUGGAACAUAUUCACAGGAUAAAUCAAUGAAACAAUGAGAAAAUAUAGAAGAAAACAAAUGAUGCUCUCUCUUACUCACAAAGGAUGUCCCUAAACUCUUCUUGAAUCAGAGACCUGCCUCUGGCCUCACAGUUUCUCAUGAACACAGGUCAUCUCUCGCCUUACAAAUCAGGGGUGGUGUCAUCCAUCCCCUGAUCACUGGAGCACACAUAGAUGACUCUGACUUUUACUGGUGCUGCCUUCCUGUCCUUCAUAACCAUCACGUCCUCCGCCUCCCCUUCCUUCUUGUAGACCAGGGGGUGGAUUUGGGGGGCAUGACAACAGGAGGCCAGCAGCCUGUGCAGCCUCAGAAACCUAAGGAAGAACAAGGAGGAGAUCAGAAAAGGGAUUAUAGUCACUUCCUUGAUACUCUGGCAGCUGAAUUUGCCUCCAGGAAUCUCUAACGGAGAGGGCAGCAAGGAGUUGGAUCCAUUGAGGAGGGCAUCUUAUCAGAAGACCCUACAAAACUGCCUGAUUCCCCUCUUGUGAUGAUGCAAACCAUUUCCCUUGAAGCAUCUAAACUGCUAAAUCUUGGCAGAUAGCGAUAGAAGCAGAAUGCAGAAAGAAUUAGAAAUCCUACCUGCACUUCAGAAGAAGAAAUUGUCCUUAAUGCUGCUGCAAACAUAUUUCAUUCUUCCAUGACUCCCUCCUUAGCAAUCCUCAAAUAGUUGCUCUUACCAAAGUUCUCUGCCAAGUUAUCCAGCAGGGGAAAGAGUCACAAUGGAGGACAGGCCACAUUUACUUUGGCAGCCUUCCUCUGUCAGGGGCAUUGUUCCUCUUAAUAUACAUGUUCAUAACUUUAAA